CGACGGCGGUUGCGGAUCUCCUCAGUUCAAAGGAAUGUUCAAUUGCUCCACCGAUCUAUUUUUCACCACUCCUUCCGGCAGCUACAAGGUCCAGAGCAUCGAUUACGAGAAGAAAACUAUGGUAAUCUUCGAUCCGGCGAUGUCUACUUGCUCGAUUCUUCAGCCUCACCACGAUUUCAAAAUGGCUGAUAUUCAAAACGCUCUUAUUAGACCUUCGUACGACACCGUUUUCGCACUUUUCAACUGUUCCAACGACUCUCCUGUGCAUAAUCGUUACCGGAAUCUCUGUUUUAAUGCCGCCGGUCACUCUUGCGACGAGCUUUAUAGCUCUUGUACUUCCUUUCGAAUCUUCAACACUACCUCUCCCUCUGGUAACAGUACGAUUCGUACGACACCGUAUUGCUGUUUCACUAGCUACGAUACGGUGCGGGUGAUGAGUAUGAACAUUUUGGAUUGCUCGCAUUACACGACGGUGAUUGACAAUGGGAAAAUGAGAGGCGUGGCACCUUUGGAUUGGUCGUAUGGAAUUGAGCUUUCGUUCUCGGCGCCGGAGAUUGGCUGUGACCGUUGCCGGAAGUCAGGUGGUACCUGUGGUUUUGACGCCGAGACGGAGAUAUUUCUUUGCCAAUGUUCUGGUUCCAACAACAACCCUACGAGAGAAUGUGGUGGAGCGUUUGAAUUCGAAUCGUCUUCUUAUUCUUCCCGCCUGCUGAAAGAGAGCACAAGUUCUCGAUCUACCAUCAUGUCCCGAAACGUUCCGAGAAUCGAGAUGCCGGAAUCGGAAGAAAACGAGUUCGCGAGCUUGUCACUGUUUUCACCGUCAAGAGCUCCUCUUAAUUCGAUACCGGAUCCAAGUCAAAUUCAGAAGGCGAAUCAUCUACCCGAUUUCGAUUUGGUUCAGAAAUUGGAAGCUACAAGAGCGCAGCACCAUUCGAACCCUAAGAUUGUUAAUCGUAAUGGAAAAUCUCGGUCAGAGCCAAACUCUGCGCAGAGUACGCCCACUAGGAACGGUGCUAGGGUUUCUCUUGGUGGCGGUUGUGCUACCGGCGCAAGAGUUCUUCAGUCUUUCGGUGGAAGAGGAAGGAUUCCGAGGGGAAUUUCUAUGGCUGAGUCUGUUAGCUUUGCGGAAACAACUCCACAUUUUGAGCUCAAUGAAGAUCAUUCGUUUUGGAAAGAGCACAAUGUGCAGGUUUUGAUAAGGCUGCGGCCAUUAAGUACAAUGGAAAGGGCUAGUCAAGGACAUGGUAGGUGUUUAAAACAGGAGAGUCCACAAACAUUGGUCUGGUUAGGCCAUCCAGAGACCAGAUUCACCUUUGACCAUGUUGCCAGUGAGACAAUAUCUCAGGAAAAGCUAUUUCACGUUGCUGGACUGCCCAUGGUGGAGAAUUGCUUGUCUGGUUACAAUAGUUGUGUGUUCGCCUACGGUCAGACUGGUAGUGGCAAGACUUAUACUAUGAUGGGAGAGAUAUCUGAGGCAGAGGGAAGCCUCGGUGAAGACUGCGGAGUUACUGCUCGUAUUUUUGAGUAUCUGUUCUCAAGAAUUAAAAUGGGAGCCACUAACCGGAAGAUUGCUGCAACCCGUAUGAACAGUGAAAGCAGCAGAUCCCACAGCGUUUUCACAUGUACAAUCGAGAGCCUCUGGGAGAGAGAUUCUCUAACUCGUUCAAGAUUUGCCAGACUAAACUUGGUCGAUUUGGCUGGUUCUGAAAGGCAGAAAAGUUCAGGUGCGGAAGGCGAUCGCCUAAAAGAAGCAGCAAACAUUAACAAAUCCUUAUCCACUUUGGGCUUAGUGAUAAUGUCUCUGGUGGAUUUGGCACAUGGGAAACAUAGACAUGUUCCCUAUAGAGAUUCUCGACUUACCUUUUUACUGCAGGAUUCUCUAGGGGGUAACUCCAAAACAAUGAUAAUAGCUAAUGUCAGCCCAUCUCUUUGCUCUACAAACGAAACCCUCAGCACCCUGAAGUUCGCGCAACGGGCAAAACUAAUCCAGAAUAAUGUAGUUGCUAAAGUCAAUGAAGAUGCCUCUGGGGAUGUUACAGCACUCCAACAGGAAAUAAGAAAGUUAAAGGUCCAACUGUCUUCUCUUUUGAAGAACCAUGACUCUUGUGGGGCUCUUUCAGACUGCAUAUCUUCUCAUGAAGAAUCCAGAUACUCUGGUACAUGUAAAGUAGCAGGAGAAACAAGACAAGACAAGUGUCACUGUCAGGUGCACAAUUCACUGAGAAUGAAGGUGAAAAAUAUGAAAGAUAAUUUGAUUGGUGCUCUCAGAAGGGAAAAGAUUGCUGAAUCUGCCCUUCAGAAGUCCGAGGCUGAGAUUGAGCGUAUAGACUGCUUGGUUAGAGGCAUGGAAGAAGAUGCCAAGCACAUUAAAAUAAUGCUUAGUCUUAGGGAAGAGAAAGUUGGAGAGAUGGAAUUCUGUACGUCUGGUCCAUUGAUGACAAAAGAUUGUCUCAUUGAAGAAAAUAAAACUCUAAAAGGAGAGAUCAAGCUUCUUCGCGAUAGCAUUGACAAGAAUCCAGAGUUGACACGUUUGGCCUUGGAGAACAUCAAGCUCCAGGAGCAGCUACAACGAUAUCAGAAAUUUUUUGAGCAUGGGGAACGAGAGGCAUUGCUUGCUGAGGUGACAGGACUACGUGACCAGCUUCUUGAUGUUCUUGAAGCAAAAGAUGAGUCCUUUUCUAAACACGUAAUGAAGGAGAACGAAAUGGAAAAAGAAUUCGAAGACUGCAGAAACAUGAACUCUAGUUUGAUCAGAGAACUAGAUGAAAUACAAGCAGGACUUGGAAGAAACUUGAAUUUCGAUCAAAUACAAUCCAACUUUGAUGCAUCUUCCACCAGUGGAGCUGAGCAGGUUAAUCAUGCACAUACACGUUUAAUGGCAGAAACAAUGCCAACUAUAAGUGAAACCCAAGAGGAGGUGGCUAUUUCAGAGAGUAAAAACUGCAGCAACAUUGGUAAUUCUGAUGGCAACAGGGUCAGGCUUAUAAAUGAACUGCAAGAUGUACUAGAGGAGAAUGAUGGAUCCAUGAAUAUGCUAACCAACAGAAGCCGUAUGGAAAGAGAAGUCAUUCCUAGGAUAGAAGGUUAUGACACGGAGUUAAGUGGCAUGGUCAAUAAUAGAGAUGCACUAGUGAAGACUGAUCAGGGGAUAGACCGGUCGAUCCUGCAGUACAAGUUAGGGAAACUAAUGAAGGACCUCGAGGAGGCCAGAACACUCAAUUGUCAAUAUGAAAAGGAGCAUAAGUCGCAGUUAUCUCAACAAGAAGACAUUGAAGUAGUCCGUGAGCAGGUCGAAACAGAAACUGCCAGAACCAUUCUUGAGUUGCAGGAGGAGGUGAUUGCUCUCCAGUCUGAAUUUCAAAGAAGAAUCUGUAACUUGACCGAGGAAAAUCAAUCGAUGAAAGAUACUAUUACUGCUAGAGAGGCAGAAAUAGGAGCACUUAACCAUGACUGGGAAAAGGCCACCUUAGAACUGACAAAUUUCAUCGUCGAUGGGUCUAAAUCCAUCAAAAAUGCCUCUACACAGAUUGAAAGUAUAAUCUGUUCAUUUCCACAAGUGAAUGCGUGGAUAGGUGACUAUGUUGAGAAGGCUGCAAAAAAUUGUAUAAAAAAGGAAGAAACAAUUUUACUUCUACAGAAAAGCUUGGAAGAUGCACGGAUAUUAGUAGAAGAGAUGAAUUUGAAGCUGAAUUCCUUAAAGGGCGCAACAAUUGCUCUCAACGAAUUUCAACUGGGUGGAAAUGCUGCAACCACUGAAGAGGCUUUCAACUUGAAUAAUGAUGUAGACAGGAUGAGCAAUGAAGUAGACACGCUUGAGAGUGACUUAAAAGCAAAGCAGUAUUCUAUUCUGAAAACAGAACGACAUGCUGAAGCUGCUUUUUCUGUGAAAAAAUGGCUUGCUGAUUCCAGAAAACAACACCAAAUGCUGGAAAAAGUACAAGAUCAAUCAGUUAAAGAAUUUGGUACAUUAAGUUCAAUCUCUGCUUCUCCAAGUGCGGAAUGGAAUGCUGAUAUUAGUUUGUCAAAGGAUGGAUAUCUAAGUGACGCAACAUAUCCAAAGGGUGAUGAGCUUUCAACAUCAAGCUCUGACUUUUCAAACUGUAGAUGGCAACAUGAUUGUGCACUCAACGUAAAAUGUCAAGGAGUUUCAAGUUCUGAAUCUGACGCUCAAGAAUGUAAUAACAAGACUACAUCAGCAGCUUUGAUUGCUAAGAAAGGGUCUGCACAUUAUGUUUACUGUGGAGAGGGGAGGCAGUCAGUAGAAAAGCCAAUGACUAUUAUGAUGGGGAGAGCAGAAACAGAAUACAAGUGCAGUAAUCCGCUUUCUUCUGAGGUAAAUACGGGUCUUAUGCAGAGGAUGGAUCCUGUUAGAAGUUUCUUCGAUCGAUUUGAGGAAGUCAGUGCUACCAUGAAAGAAGCUGAUCUCACAAUAUGUGAAUUAGUAAAGGCCAAUGAGAAAUCAAAUAAUGUUACUGAAAUGUGGCUUCAAACCCAUGAAGAGCUAAUGGUCAAGGAAAAAUAUCUGAUGGAUGAUCUUGAACAGGUCAAGUCUACACUAUCUGCAUGUGAAGAAGAAAAUCAAAUCUUGCUAAAUCAAACACACUCCACUUUGGCGGACAUGGAAAAUUCAGUGUCUUUGCUUGAAGAAUAUUUUCAGGAAAUGAAAAGAGGAGUAGAAGAAACAUUAGAGGCUUUGUUUUCCCAUGUCCUCUUAGCUGGAAAAGAGCUUCUCCAAUUGAUUUCCAACUCAAGACCAUCACUUGAACAGAUUGUAUCUGAAGCCAUGGAGAGAGAGUUCACCAUGUAUGCAACAUACCAAUGCCACAUUGGGAAACUGAUCGAUCAAAUUUUGGAUCAGAGAAAACAGGUUAUCACUCCCCACCUUUCAGGCCAACAGUCAGUGAAAAUUAAUGCCAUUGGGUAUAAUGCCGAAGAUGAAGUCACUGGAAACCAAAACAAAGCAGAGACCGUCACAGGUUUAGAAAAUGAUGAAGUUGUUCAGUCACAUGAAAGCCUAUUAGAUGAGAACUUGUAUCUGAAAAAGGAGCUUGAGAGAAAACAAGCUUUGUUUGAAGGCUUGCUGUUUGAUUUUAGGCUACUUCAGGAAUCAGCAUCAAAUAAAAGAGAUCUCAAGAAUGAAAUGGAUGAGCUGUUUGACGCACUAUGCAAAGUACAGCUAGAACUGGAGCUGAAAGCAAGUCAAGUUCAUGAUCUUUUUGUUCAUAACGAGAAUCUUGAAAAUUGCUCCAUUGACUUAAAAACGGCUUUGUUCACGUCACAGUCAGAUCUAGAGCAGGCUAAAGAGAGGAUACAAAUUCUUGCGGAGCAGAAUGAUGAGUUAAGGGUUCUUGUUAGUGAUCUCUGUACGGAAAAGGUUGCAGCUGAGGAGGGAUUGGACGAACAAAAGGAUCUUGUCAAAAGGUUGGAAAAAGAAAUCCUGCACUUGACUACUACAGCAGAGAAGCAAUUGCUUUCUGCGGUCAAGUCCAUUGAAGAGAAUUUGAAAAAGACCAGCGAUGAGAAAGAUCAGCUCGUUGACGAAAUAUGUUCGUUGAAUAAUAAGCUUGAGUUGGCCUAUGCUAUAGCUGAUGAAAAAGAAGCAAUUGCGGUAGAGGCUCGUCAGGAAUCUGAAGCAAGUAAAAUAUAUGCUGAACAAAAGGAAGAGGAGGUCAAGAUUCUAGAAAUUUCUGUUGAGGAACUUGAGCGUACGAUAAAUAUAUUAGAAAGACGGGUGUAUGAUAUGGAUGAGGAAGUUAAAAGGCAUCGUACCACCCAAGAUUCGUUAGAGACAGAGCUGCAAGCUCUCAGACAGAGAUUGUUUAGAUUUGAAACCUUCACUGGUGUGGUCACAACCAAUGAAAGCACAGAGGAAUAUAAGAGUCACAUAUCCAGGUCGACAGAGCUGCAAGGUGCGCAUAGUCAAAUACAAGUCCUCCAGAAGGAAGUAGCAGAACAAACCAAAGAGAUUAAACAGCUAAAAGAGUACAUCUCCGAGAUUUUACUGCAUUCUGAGGCCCAAGCAUCUGCUUACCAAGAGAAGUAUAAGACUCUGGAGGUCAUGAUUCGAGACUUCAAACUAGAGGACUCAAGUUCGUCAGCUGCAGAGACCAUAUCACAUAAACCUGAGAAAAGCUCAAUAAGGAGCAGAGGUUCAAGUUCACCCUUUAGAUGUAUAGUUGGGUUGGUACAACAGAUGAAACUGGAGAAGGAUCAGGAAUUGACCAUGGCAAGGGUUCGUGUUGAAGAAUUGGAGUCAUUGCUAGCUGUGAAACAGAGAGAGGUUUGCACAUUGAACACGAGGAUAGCUGCAGCUGAUAGCAUGACUCAUGAUGUUAUUCGGGAUUUACUUGGUGUGAAAAUGGAUAUAACCAGCUAUGUUGAGUUGAUUGACCAGCACCAGGUCCAAAGAUUGGUUGAAGAGGCUCAGCAACACGCUGAAGAGAUCCUGUCCAAGGAGCAAGAAAUCAUCAGUCUGAAGGGACAUAUUGAUCAUCUUGUUAAGGAUAGACAGAGUUGCAUGUCAGAGUUGAACAAGAAAGAUACAGAUGUUCUUGCGACACAGAUAUCUUUGGACCAACUACAAGAGCGAGUUCAGUUGCUUUCUAUGCAAAACGAAAUGCUUAAGAAUGACAAGAGCAAUUUGCUGAGGAAGUUAGCUGAACUUGAUCGAACAGUCCACGAUGCACGGGCCAGUAACCAUCGUGCUUCACAGACAACAAAGGAUACAGUGUCAUUUAAACUUGCUGAUACUGAUUAUACCAAGAGACUGGAAAACGCUCAGAAGCUUCUAUCCCAUGCUAAUAACGAAUUGGCAAAGUAUCGUAAAACAAGCAAUAACCAUCCAUCUACAAGAACUCAAGGACAGAGCUCUGGUACAAGAUAUCGGUAGAGUUUUUUUAAAAGCUUCUCUUCUCCUGGGCUUGUUCUUGAGAGUAUAUAUCGCACGAGUCAAACCUAUGAAGCUAGUCAAGCAAUCUGAACAAGGCAGAGUGUUUUAUAUGGCUUGAUCGUCCACAAACAAGUCCCACUUUCCAGUAGCUUGAUGGAAAUACGUUCUUGGCAUGUUUUUGGUUAACUUUUUGUGUGUGUGUUAAAUUGGAAUUGUUGUGUAUAAGAAUGGAUAUAACAUGUUGCUGCAAUUGGCCUGUUGUUGUAUUUGUAUGUUUAUAUUCUCCGAACAUUUCUUAUUGCUAAUAAAAUAAUGGUUUUGUU
This is a messenger RNA of Arabidopsis arenosa, 7212 nucleotides long. The record is from the annotation of a GenBank genome assembly. NCBI's taxonomy places the organism in Eukaryota, Viridiplantae, Streptophyta, Magnoliopsida, Brassicales, Brassicaceae.